AUGCCACCCAACGAAGCAAUUAUAGAGCAAGCGAUCGCUCAAUUGAAUCGACAAUUGAUUCCUAAAUAUGCUGAGGUUGCAAAGGAAUUCGGAAUCAAUCGCGUUACCUUGAUGCGGCGGUUCAAAGGUCAACAGGUCUCCAGAACAGAGGCAACAUCAAUCUACUGUCAGAAUCUCACAAAUACUGAAGAACAACACCUCCUAUUUCAUAUUAAUCAGUUAUCCGAUCGCGGCUUCCCUGUGACACCUCAAAUACUGCGCAAUUUUGUAUUUGAGAUCACCAAAAUGCAAUUGCAGGAGAAGAUCAAGCAGUAUGAUAUCCUACCCCAGAACACCUACAAUUUCGAUGAAAAAGGCUUUCUUCUUGGCCUCCUUCGUACCCUCAAGCGAAUCGUUUCAAUAGAAGCUCUCAAACGGAAGCAUACAAUUGGAGCAGUGCAGGAUGGCAGUAGAGAAUUCAUUUCUCUGCUUGCCGGUAUUUGUGCAGAUGGAACUACAAUUCCACCUGCACUCAUUUACCGCGGGGAAUCAAGAGAUAUGCAAGAUAGUGGCUUGAAGAUUUUGAUCCUAAAAAGGAUCAGGCAUACUUCGCUGCUUCAGAAAAUGGAUGGAGUGUUUGAUCCUCAUACAAAGCAAAAAGCAAGAAAUCAUUACCGCCUGCUUAUAUUAGAUGGCCAUUCAUCUCAUAUAAAUAUGGCAUUCAUUGAUUAUGCGGAUCAGAAUCGAAUUUUGCUUGCUAUUCUUCCUCCCCACUCUACACACCGUUUACAGCCGCUAGAUGUUGGAAUAUUUGGCCCACUUGCAAAGGCAUAUUCAGAUCAACUAGAUUCCUAUACAUGUUCUGGCUAUGGCUUUAUUCAGACUACAAAGCGAGAUUUUUGGCGAUUAUUUCGUGCUGCAUGGGAAAUCUCUACAACUGCGGAAAAUAUCAAAUCUGCCUUCAUGGCCACUGGCAUACAUCCUAUAGAUCCUGCCCGCGUUCUCAAAAAGAUUCAACCACGUCCACUUACACCCCCGGAACUGCUUCAGCAGCGUACACCUACAUCUAUACGAGCUUUGCGAGGCCUGAUAAAGCAGGAAAGUCAACGUCACCGCCGACUUUCAGUUGAUAUUAAAAAAAUUCUCCGCGCUGGGGAGAAUAUUGCUCUGGACAGAGAGGUUCUCUUAAUAGAGAAUAAGAAUCUUCAGACUGCUCUAAAUAAUGAGAGAAGGCGACGCAAACGGGAAGCUGCUCAACGCCGUGAGGAGGCCAAAGCUGCAGCUGCAGCUAAACGUUGUAUAGAGAAGCAACGGCGAGAUGAACAGAAGCUUCAACUGCAAAAAGAGAAGGAAGAACGUGCUGCUAAACAUCAUGAAGCACAGUUGGCCAAGAAGGCACUCGCGGAGGCCUCAAAAAGGCCUACAAGAAGAUCAACAGUGGGCUCAAAACACCGUAGAAGCUCUAUACAACCUUCUAAAAGCGGUAAUAAGUGCCGCACGCAGGCCCCCCCAGUGGAAUCAAAUGAUAUUCCUUCUCUGAAACCUUCUACACCGCGAUCCGAUUCAACCGUUUCAAAACCACGAGUUUCACGUUCCGGGCGGAUUAUUAGGCCAAGCAAUCGUUCUCUGAAUUAA
Histoplasma mississippiense is the source of this 1614-nucleotide messenger RNA. RefSeq lists its product with no specific name. Gene Ontology annotation, molecular function: DNA binding. NCBI's taxonomy places the organism in Eukaryota, Fungi, Ascomycota, Eurotiomycetes, Onygenales, Ajellomycetaceae. Bases 1 to 1614 code for a protein of 537 amino acids. Gene Ontology annotation, cellular component: nucleus. The transcript has 4 exons. The record is from RefSeq and is a predicted model, not a curated record.